Messenger RNA from Symbiodinium sp. CCMP2592, 3939 nucleotides. NCBI's taxonomy places the organism in Eukaryota, Dinophyceae, Suessiales, Symbiodiniaceae. The record is from the annotation of a GenBank genome assembly.
AUGGCCGUGGUCGCUGCUUUGCUUUGUGGGAUUGCGAUCACUGUGGAUUGUGGCACUCUGGAGCCUGACACUGGUUGGCCCCCAACUGAAAGUCAUAUCGAACUCUUUGAGGACUUGGGCAACCUAUCCUUCCCUGUGGAGGCAUCAAGCCUAGCACAAAGGUACUUCGACCAAGGAUUUCGCUUCAUUGCUGCCUUCGAUUUCCGGCGUGCCGUAAUUUCCUUCCGUGCUGCGCAGACUGUUGAUCCAGGAUGUGUCAUGUGCAUCUGGGGUGAAAGCUUCGCCCUCGGGCCAAAUCUCAACAGCUUCGACGAGCCCAGACUCUUGCAAAGCCUUCCUUUAGCUUACGAAAAGGCGCAGCAAGCGGCACGGAUGAGCGCUCUCAAGUCUUACGACCGAGCACGCAGUACCGCGAACCGCGUUGAGAUUGGACUCGUCCGCGCUCUGCUGACUAGAUACAGGGCAGUACCUGAAGACUAUGUUGCACAGGAGCACGAACUGACACAUGCAUUCGCAGACGAAAUGGCCCAUGUACUUGCUGAUCUGGAUGGAGGACCCAAAUCUCAUCCGAACAUAGCUGCAUUAGUGGCAGAUGCUUGGAUGAACACGCGGCCGUGGAACUAUUGGGAGCCAUCAGGGCGGAUGAGACGAGAGGCCGAACAGGCUCUGCAGAUUCUCCAGCAGGCAUUGUUGAGCAACCCCCGGCAUGCAUUUUGCGUGCAUUUGUACGUCCAUGUAACGGAAGCCAGUGGCAAUCAGUCCUUGCUUCAUUUGGCGCGACCCUUUGCGGAGCUGCUGCCAAAUCUGAUGCCAGGGGCUCCUCAUUUGGUUCACAUGAGCUUCCACACACUCAUGCACACGGGUGAUUUCUACGUCGCCGACGUUGAUAACGGAAGGGCUUCGUCACUUCCCAGACAAAUUUAUCCGAUGCACAAUCUUGAUACAUUGUCUUGGGUAUGCCGAAUACAAGGCCGAUCGGCCUGUUCCCUGGAUGCUGCCAAGUCGCUCGAGCACUUGGCCUUGCCACUUGUUGGCACUGGUGUUUUCGAGACGGGCUUUCCACCGGCUCGUUUUGCGUCGGUGUGGCCGCUGACCUUGCUCGCAUUUGGGCGUUUGACGGCCAUCACAUCAGCACAACUGCCGGAACAAUGCAAGUUGGAUCCAGUUCUUGGAGGCAUGUGGCAUUUCGCAAAGGGAGCUGCGCUCUCCAAGCAGGGUUAUGUCUCCAGGGCCAGAGAGGAAUUGGAGCAGUUGCAGCAAGAACGGCUGCGCAUUCAAGCACGCAUGGCCAUUCCAUCCGGGAUGGCUUGGCAGAACUUCAAUGGAAGCAAGGAUUGGGCAGUUUACCCGGCAGAUGCCAUACUGCGGUUGGCCAGCCUGGAGUUAAAGGCUCAUGUGGCCAGGGCGGAGCAUGCAGACGAGCUAAGUGCGUGGAAGGAGGCUCUAAUGGCCGAGGCCGAGUUGCCCUACGACGAGCCGCCGGCAUGGUAUUUGCCAGUCGCCAAUCGUUUUGGCGAGGCUCUGGCGAGAUUGGGCCAUGCCGAGGAGGCAGACAGUCUUUGGCAGAAAAGCCUGAGCAUUCUCCCUCACAAUGGCUGGGCAAUUUUCGGCCUCGUCCAGCUGUGCCUGAAUUCGACAUCUUCAGCAUCUGACUGCGCACAGCUCGAGACCAAAUUCAACCAGUCCUGGCGCCAUGCAGAUGUGGUGCUCUCGGACCCGGCAGAUGUCUGCUUGAAAACGGAUCUGGAGUCCAAGUUCGCAGUGAUUUUCCACAACUAUGGUCAGGAGCUUGAGGCCUUGAAGGACUUCUACGAAAAGCACCGCGUCUCGCCACAGAUUGUGCGGAACAUGCCCCCCGUGGCCGGCAAUAUCAUGUGGUCGCGGCAGCUGCUGCACCGCAUCAUGGAACCAAUGCAAAAGUUCCACCACAACCCCCUCGUAGUGGCAGGAGGCAAGGAGGCCAAACGCGUCAUCAAAGUCUACAACAAGAUGGCAAAGACACUCGUGGAGUUCGAAAUUGUAUGGCACCAGGCCUGGGUGAGCUCUAUAGAGACGACGAAGGCAGGCCUGAACGCGACUCUCCUCACCAAGCUUCCCGAGGACCAAAAGUCGUACUAUGUGAACUUCGACCCUGAGAUCCUUCAGUUGAUUCGCGAGACCAAGUGCUUGGAUCGCAUGGGCCACGUUGAGAUCCCAGAGAGUGCGCGCAUGCUCCUCUUGCAGGAAGAGAACUUUCGAAAUCGCAUAGGGACCACAGAACUACAUGCACUUGGGAUGGCCAACGAGCCCAAUGGAGAGCCAGUCAUUGCGAUCGACUCCGACGAGGAGGGCGAGCAUGCUAAGUGCGCGGAUGCGGAGGCCGCAGCUACGGCUUUGGCCGCCGAGCCACCUCGAGAAUAUGUUCUGUGCGGGCUGACACUGCCUCCGAGCCGUGGUCUUCUUACGCCCCAGCCGGUCGGCGAAGCACAGCUUUGGCUGCAGGAUCAGUCGCUUCGCGCACGCUGCCUAUACGAAGAGGAGGAGCCUGGCGAGGAAGAUGAGCAAGACGAGCUUAUCAUUCCCCUCGCUGUUGUGAGUGAUGUGGAAGUUAAAGGCGACGGCCAGUUUGUGAUCCUGUCCCUUUCACCACCUCUCGCACCAACUGGUUUUGCAGUGGAGUUCAUGGCGGAAGGUCAUCGAAUUUCCACGGUGACCCUUUCACCUUUCGCCGAGGAGCUGAGACCUGUGUUGGCAACACUGAUGAGCUGGCUACGGCAUCUGACCCUGCAUGGGCCCCGCUCGCUGGGAUUGACGCCGCGGCCAGCUGUCGAGCCUUUUGCUCUUCGCUACCAGGGCACCGUCCUGGAAGAGAGAGAUCUUGACCUCUUGGAGGACGAGCAAUGGCUCAACGAUACCAUCAUGGAUUUUUUCAUGCGCCUGGCCAUCGAUGUGGCCGCACCAGCCAAGCUGCAAGAGGAGCUGUAUGUCGCAAAGACGCAGUUCUUCACCCGCCUCACUGCUUGUGGCGCAUCUAGUGGUGAGAAAGGAUGGGAAAAUGUGAAAACUUGGACCAGGAGUGUUUCCGGGGGUGUCGCCUCACAGCGCGUCCUGAUCUACCCGGUCAAUGAGGGAAACCUCCACUGGUGUGUUUUCUUCGUGUGCCAUCCGCACCGUGCAAUCGAGCUGGCCGACUCCAGUGACGAACACCCAGAUGCACCACGCAUCGUGUGCCUGGACUCAGCCUGGGAACCUGUGCCGAAAGAUGAACAGAUCAAGCUGCUGAAGGGCUACCUGCGAAGAGAGCUGUUCAACAAUCCGCUCGGCGGCGCUGGCUUCAAACUUCCGGCCAACGGCAACUUUGUUGGACAAGCAGCCGUGAAGGCAUGGAAGGCUGCUGUUACGGGCCUAGAGAAGAUGAGGGCCCUGGAUGCAGACGUUCCAAAGCAACAGAACGUCUACGAUUGCGGCCUAUAUGUUCUUGAGUUUGUGCUGUAUCUCCUGCGUGCACCCGACCAGUUUGCAAUGCUGGGGCUGGAGUCACACCAGGAAUGGUUCGACCAGUCCGUCAUCUCGCAUCGCCGUGGUGAAAUGAAGCGGAUAGUGCAGCGUUUGCUGAACGAAGGCCGCAAGUCUGGUCAGGCGGACGUGGCGAUGCUUCUGCGAGACAAAGCUCUGCAUCAAUAUGUUCGACAGGCCCUCACGAGCGAACCGGCACCUGCACCCUCUGAGGCCCCUUGGCAGCCUCCGAGUAGUGGGCCAGAGCCAAACCGCCCACCAGCUCUGCAAGUCCCUGCAGUGCAGAGUGCGUACACCGCCCGUGGCGAUUGGGCCCAGUUCGCCUGGCAGACGCCUGCGAGGAGAAGUGCUGGAGGAGUCUCCACAUGGGAGAACUGGUCACAAGCAGGUGACGACGACUUUCACAGGUCAAAGCGUGCAAGACUGGACGCCGUGGGCGCUUAA